Messenger RNA from Sorex fumeus (smoky shrew), 2655 nucleotides. RefSeq names its product sirtuin 3 (gene SIRT3). The coding region runs from base 64 to 1065 and encodes 333 amino acids. Lineage: Eukaryota; Metazoa; Chordata; Mammalia; Eulipotyphla; Soricidae. The transcript is spliced from 7 exons. Gene Ontology annotation, molecular function: histone deacetylase activity, NAD-dependent; NAD+ binding. The record is from RefSeq and is a predicted model, not a curated record.
CGCGCGGGGCGGAGCGCCGGCACGUGACCCCGAGGACAAGGUCGCGUCCGGCUGUGGUGGACCAUGGCGCUGUGGGCUCGGCCUCCGGUUCCAGUGCUCAGGCUCUGGGGCCUUGGAAGUGAGCGGGCGUGGGCCCGUGGGCCUCGUGUUUCAGGAGGAAGAAAGUCCAUUUGUCUUUCUGCUAGUGCUUCAAGCUUCUUUGGAAGUGGAGGUGACAAUAAGAAGGAGAAGCUUUUCCUGGAGGAUAUAGCUAAGCUCAUUCAAACCAGAGCUUGCCAGAAGGUGGUGGUCAUGGCAGGGGCCGGGAUCAGCACAGCAAGUGGCAUACCAGACUUCAGGUCUCCAGAGAUUGGUCUUUACAGCAGGCUCCAGAAGUAUGACAUCCCAUACCCCGAGGCCAUUUUUGAACUUAGUUUCUUCUUUCACAAUCCCAAGCCCUUCUACACUUUGGCCAAGGAGCUGUAUCCUGGGAACUAUAGGCCUAAUGUUACUCACUACUUUCUCCGACUGCUCCAUGACAAGGGAUUACUUCUGCGGCUGUACACACAGAACAUCGAUGGACUUGAGAGAGUGGCUGGCAUCCCUGCCUCAAAGCUGGUUGAAGCUCAUGGAACCUUUGCCUCUGCCACCUGCACUGUCUGCCAAAGAAACUUCCCAGGGCAAGACUUUUGGGCUGAUGUACUACAAGACAGGAUCGCCCACUGUCCCAUCUGUACUGGCAUCAUAAAACCAGACAUUGUGUUCUUUGGGGAGCAACUGCCACAGAGGUUCUUCCUGCAUGUGACUGACUUCCCUAUGGCAGAUCUUCUCAUCAUUCUUGGGACAUCCCUGGAGGUGGAACCUUUUGCCAGUUUGUCAGAGGCUGUGUGGAGAUCAGUGCCACGACUGCUCAUAAACAAGGAUGUGGUGGGGUCCUUCGUUUUGGGUCCUCGAAGCAAAGAUGUGAUACAGCUGGGAGAUUUGGUUCAGAGUGUGGAAAAGCUGGUGGAGCUUUUGGGGUGGACGGAAGAGCUGCAGAACCUUAUCCAGAAGGAAACCGGAAAGCUCAACGGACAGAACAGAUAAGAGUGAUGGCUGCCUUCCUUGUUUCCACAAAUGGGGUGACAAUCCAUCUCUGAGAUCUUGUGCAAGAACAACGUGGGAACGUGCACAGUAAAUGGCUGGAUCAGAUCCCAGGGUCUGAGGACUACAGUAUGGUGGAAUUCCUUCUCUAGGAACAAGCUGUGCUGGCUGUAGUUGUCUCUGCCCAAGACCACCCUAGUCACAGAGGCCUGCCAAAUUUGCUCCUCUAACUCUUCACCUGGCUACAGCUCUUGAUGCAGGAAGGUUUCUUCUGAUGGUGACCUUCUUUGACAAGAAUCCUAGACUUGAUGUUUCCGCUGUGUUCAGACCCAUCUAAAGAACAGUUUAGCAUGUUAAAAAGACUCAGUCUCGGGCUGGAGUGAUAGUACAGCAGGUAGAGCAUGGCAUUUGCCUUGCAGGCGGCCGACCCGGGUUUAAUCCCCAGCAUCCCAUAUGGUUCCCCGAGCACCACCAGGAGUAAUUUCAGAGUGCAGAGCCAAAAAAAAGACCCAGUCUUAGACUAAAUGAAAACAUAUGCUUUGGGUUCAGAAUCCCCAGCACCACAUGGUUCGCUUGAGCACUGGCAGUGGUGGCCUAAAAACAAAUAUAGAAAGGCUCACCUGUUGAGAUAGAUCCUGUUUUAGACUGAUGAGGUCCCAAAGUAUGGUCCUCAGUCCCAAUUAAUGCAGCAUAUGGAUCACCUUGGUAGGGCUUUUUUUUUUAAAGCCAUACUGAUGACUGAACCCAGAUACUCCAUACCCUGGUCCUAGUAGGGUUAUUUUAGAGAAAGUAUAUCCUGUACUUUUGCCAUGAAGUAGUUUGAUACAAAAAUGAGGCAAUCUUUUAUUUUUGUCUCUUCAAGGGGAAUCCAAGCACUGACAGCGAAUAAUGGGAAGGUGACUUUGGUGGAAUGUGUGGGUCCCCUGUUGGAUUAAAUGGAACAAGGACUGAAAUCGGUCCUGGAGUUUGGCAAGGGCCUUUCAGAACACCCACUGUCACUAAUGGUAAUCAUUCUGUGGAUUCUAAUGUGAUGCUGUUCACACUUCCCCACAAGAAAUUCGCUUGUUCCCUUAAAAAACCCUCUCCUUGUUCCCACUCUCCAUUAGGAUUGGCCUAUAAGACAUGGAAGUCAUUUCUCACUUAGAAGCCCUGGCUGGCUCCUGGGCCCUCAGACCAGUGCUCAGGACAGAACUUGUCUUAUACUUUCUAGCCCUGUACUGGUAAGUUCUGCCAGGCUGGGUAUAUCCUAGGCACUCAUCUCUGCCCUCCAUUCUCCUCCAUGCCAUCUUGCUUCCCCCACUGAACACUGAUCCCAGUCUGUGGGAGCAUACCCAUAGCAGAUUUAAUUGACCCAAAACUCCUCAGAGGAUGGAUUAGUAGCCUCACUCAAGAACAAAAGACACAAUAGUGCUGCAAUCUUCAAAGACACUAGUUUCUAGAUCUGCUUAACAUGCCUUUAUAUUUACACUUAAGCACACACUGAAAAUUUUAUUCUACAAUGUUUUUGUGGUGCAAGAUCAUUGUUUAUGGUCUCAGUUCUCAGAUAGGCUGAGAUUCAACUACCACCCCUGGAUAAUUCUGGCUUCAUGGACA